UGAAAGGAUCACAAGAGUAAGCAUCUGUCAAUUCAGUACAAAGACGUCAGUGAAAACCGACGGAUGACAGUUAAACAGUGAUGCAUAAGACAGGAUUGGUAAUCUUGCUGCUUCUAGCAUUAUCGACACUUUCAUUGGGUGUCUCCAGGGAAUACCACUACGUAAAUCUAUUGAAAACUUGGACUGAAGCUCAGACUUACUGUAGAGAGAAGUUUGUCGACCUGGCUACCAUAGAGACUGUAGAGGACUGGGCAAGAGUAGGGGAAAUGAUGAAAAGUGCUGACAGACUUGCAUGGAUAGGACUUUAUCAAGGCAUUAACAGUUGGAGGUGGUCCAUUGACAAUACAUAUCUCUACGGUGAUGGCAACACUAAAUUUGGAGAGAGGUUUGUUUUUGUAGCCGACAACUACCAAGGCAAACCGCAAUGUGUGGAAAUAGUUGGAGGCACACUAAAUGGCCGCUUAUGUGAUGUUUUAAAAAACUCAGUGUGCUAUGAUGAGCCCACCAAUAAGUACAUCGCAGUUACGGUUCCUAUGACCUGGUUGGCAGCUCAGAGUUACUGCAGAGUGAAAUACACGGACUUGACCAGCAUGAGAAACCAGCGAGAGAAGGAGGAGAUCAUGAGCGUGAUUGAUCAGUCACACUGGUGGGUUGAUUUGUCCAGAGAUACUUGGACGUGGUCUGACCAGAGGAACUCUUUGCUCAGAAUGUGGGCAUAUGGCGAGCCCAGUGGCGGUUACAUGGAAUAUUGUGCGUGUACUGCUGUGGAAGGAUGGGCUGAUGUUAAUUGUGACCGGAAAAUUCCAUUCAUCUGUUCGGGUCCCGUAAUGAAGCUGUUUAAGGUUGUACUAAAGGUUGAAGGAUCAGUAGACCUGAAUGAUCCCCCAGUCCUGGAAGCUGUUUUGAACUAUAUGGAGAAACAUAUGAGGGACCAUGGGAUCCAUCAGAAGUUCAGAUUGAGAUGGAGGAAGCAACCAAAUGGAAGAAUCUUUAAUAAGGGAGUGGCUGAACUGUACAAAUAACACAGUCUCUGCUUAUACCAUGAAAGCUUUUUAUUUAAGUAAGUACUUAGAUACAUAUUUACACCAAUUAUGUACUUUUUGUGUGUGUGGAGCUUUAAUUACUGUUUGCACUUCUGUUGUUAUAUUGGUACUUCUUACAUAACAGUUCUGUUGUGUCAACCUUAUUAACUCUGUUUUAUAACAUAAAUUGUCAAAUGAUAUUUUAUCACUCUGAAUAACACUGUUACACUGCAUAUGAAUUAGCUGUUAAGAAUACUGAGAAUUGUGUUUUUGCUUAGUCUUAAUGAAUGCAUGGAGGAAGUAGGUUAUUUUUAAAAAAGGAUGGUAGAUCAGUCUAAAUGGUAUCACAGUAGAUUACUGUCACACCAUUUAGACUGUGGCCCAGGAUUAAAUUCUGUUUACGUACACAGAGGCGGUUGCUCAUCUUAAUUGGCCCUUAAAACCAAAACUUCUCAUUUUUUAACUAUUUAUUUCUCUUCAGUUCAACUGAAUGUGACAUAUACACACAACCAGGAUUGGUGCUCAGUGAACAGAAAGAGUGAAGAGGACUAGAGAAAGAUUGUGAAUGAGUUGCAAGUUGUUGUCUGUCUUUUUGUCUGUCUCACUAUAGCAUCGAGUACGAACGCUGCAAAUUUAAUCUCAUUGUGCUUGUGCAAUGACAAUAAAGAUAUUCUAUUCUGUUCUGUUCUAUUCUGUCAACAUUUGGGGAGUUGGGAUUUGCUCCUGGAUAGGCUUAUGUGGAAACAGGCAUUUUCCUCCUUUGCAUUCAAGACAUGACUUAUGGGAAUAUGGAGAUCCAACUGGAAGAACAUUUGGGAAUCUUUAGAAUGCAUGGAGUAUUAAGAGAAGGCAUAAGUGUGGAU
Messenger RNA from Siniperca chuatsi (mandarin fish), 1885 nucleotides. RefSeq names its product macrophage mannose receptor 1-like. The coding region runs from base 81 to 1022 and encodes 313 amino acids. Lineage: Eukaryota; Metazoa; Chordata; Actinopteri; Centrarchiformes; Sinipercidae. The transcript is spliced from 6 exons. The record is from RefSeq and is a predicted model, not a curated record.